Messenger RNA from Phaedon cochleariae (mustard beetle), 2079 nucleotides. The record is from the annotation of a GenBank genome assembly. Lineage: Eukaryota; Metazoa; Arthropoda; Insecta; Coleoptera; Chrysomelidae.
AUGCUGCUGUCUGGGAUAGUCCUUUUCUAUUAUUUUUCUCAGAUUCGAGGAAAUGUCUUUUACAGCCAUGAAUCCAAUGGAGUCGCUGACAAAAAUAACACCGACAUUCAGAUAAAUUACGUCCUAUUGGACGGUACCAACACCUGCAACAGAACCUGCAUCAAAGGAGAACCACCGGUGCUUUGCAAGUACCAUUUCGAUGUAGAGCAGUACCACAGCUUGAGCAAGGCCUGCUACGACUGCCCCUACAAUCUGAAUGACUGUUUCAGGAAAGAUUGCAUUCCUGGGGACGGCAGCAAAAGAGGGAUCGUCACUAUCAACAGACAGUUGCCGGGGCCCACUAUACAAGUUUGUCAAAACGACAUGGUCGUAGUGGACGUUAGAAACAAAAUGGGCAGCGAAUCCACGACCAUGCACUGGCACGGUCAGCACCAGAAGGACACCCCGUAUAUGGACGGAGUCCCCUUCGUGACUCAGUGCCCCAUUCUCCCCCACGACACAUUCCGAUACACCUUCAGAGCCACGCAAGCCGGCACACACUUUUGGCACUCGCACAUAGGAAUGCAACGGGCUGACGGCGCUUACGGUCCUUUGAUAGUGAAAGUUCCAGAAGAAGAAGACCCUCAUUCGCCGAUUUACGACUACGACUUAGCCGAUCACGUGAUGGUGAUCAUAGACUGGGACACGAAAAUGAGCAUGGAGACGUUUUUGUCCCACCACCAUAACGAUGCUGACAAUAAACCACCUACUUUACUGAUAAACGGUUUCGGAAGGUUCAGAGACUUUCAAGCGGAGGAAAAUCGUACUGUUUAUAUGCCCACUGCCAGAUUCAGGGUGGAGAAAGGAUAUAGAUAUCGGUUUAGGGUGAUCAAUGCGGGAUUCUUGAAUUGCCCUAUCGAGAUGUCUAUAGAUAAUCAUACGAUUACCGUUAUAAGUACAGAUGGAGCCAACAUCAAACCGAUAGAAGCUACGUCCCUUGUGACCUACGCAGGAGAACGAUUUGAUUUCGUGAUGAAUGCGGAUCAGGACAGGGCUCUUUACUGGAUCCGAUUCAAGGGCUUGAUGGACUGCGACGAAAGAUUCACCAAGGCCUUCCAGACCGCUGUCCUAGAGUACGAUGGCUUGAAUACGACAGAAGAAGAUUAUCCCGAAGGGAAUGUCGACUAUGACAACGCGCAUAAUGAUGGACUUCAAGUCAAUAGCUUGAAUAGAGGAAUGGAAAGCAACAAGUCCUUCAUUAGCAUGCCUCAUCUGGAGUCGCUGCAAGGUUGGGAUGACAGUUUAGCUGAGAAACCCGAUUUCCAGUAUUACAUAGCGUACGAUUUCUAUAAACUGGAUAACGACGAGUUCCACAGGAGACCCCUAUACGGAUUUUUCAACUUUACCAAUGUGAAUAUGCAACUGCUAACACCUCAAUUUAACCACAUCAGUAUGGAGAUGCCAUCGUUUCCACUUUUGUCUCAGAGAAAUGAGAUAUCUGACGGGAUGUUUUGUAACAAGGAAACUAUGAAUAAAACAGACUGUAUGGACCUCCAUUGCCAGUGUCAUCAUGGAAUACAUAUCCCUCUGAAUGCCAUAGUGGAACUCAUCUUCGUGGACGAAGGCUUCGCCUACGACGCCAACCAUCCAAUGCAUCUCCACGGGUACAACUUCAGGGUGGUAGCCAUGGAAAGGAUGGGGACGAACGUCACGGUGGAGGAAGUGCAGAAGAGGGAUGAAAUGGGGCUGAUCGAACGGAACCUCCUAGCGCCUCCCUUGAAGGAUACCGUCACUGUUCCAGACGGAGGGUACACAAUCGUCCGAUUCAAGGCUUCCAAUCCAGGGUACUGGUUUCUUCAUUGCCACCUGGAGUUUCACGCAGAAAUCGGCAUGGCGAUGAUAGUGCAAGUAGGUGAGAAAGAAGACAUGUUGCCAGUUCCUCAAGAUUUCCCCAAAUGUGGGAAUUACUUACCAGAUCCUUUGGCUGCUCCAUCAGAAGUGAACCGUAGCAGUGGAAGCGGGAGAAUUAAGACCAAGUUGGUCUUUGUGAUUUCAUUGGUAUCACUCAUGUGUCAGCUGAAUCUUAUUCAGUAUUAUUAA